AUGGACAAGCCGGCAUUCACGCUGGCCCAGAUCAAGGAGGCAAUCCCGCCUUACUGCUUCCAGUGCUCGUUGAUCAAGUCCUUCUCCUAUGUGGUCUAUGACCUCGUCAUCAGUGCAUCCCUCUUGUACACCGUGUUGGUCUGGAUCCCAACACUCCCGAGCAUGCAACAGCUGGGCACAUGUCCGCUCUACUGGGUGCCUCAUUUUGAUUUUCUUACCUUGAGGGCUGCGACGAGGCAGACAGGUGGUGGGCAGCAACAAUAG
Molecule: messenger RNA, 264 nt
Organism: Triticum turgidum subsp. durum (durum wheat)
Lineage: Eukaryota; Viridiplantae; Streptophyta; Magnoliopsida; Poales; Poaceae
Source: the annotation of a GenBank genome assembly